UAAUAAUAAUAAAACAAUUAAUUAUCCAUAUGAAUCCUCACUGUCCAAACGCGUCCUCCUAUGGAAUAUUCAAAACAUUCUAUCUAUCUUUGGCAACGUACUUCCACCACCCUAUAAAUGAACCAACACAAACCUUAUCUUCCAAAGUUCUCAACCUUCAAAACUCAGACGUCCGUACCCAAUUUCGCAUCAGUCAACAGUCAUACACAUGACACACCACCCCAAAAUAAUCAAUUAAAAAUAGUAAAAUCGAGUGAGAGAGAGAGAGAGAGAGAGAGAGAGAGGUAAACGCCAACGUACUCAUAAAAGAACUCAUACUCAUGGUCGUUGCCACCAUGUAUCGGCGUCACAAGGCCAUGCCGAGAGAAGAAACUUUGGGCAUCCUUUCCUUUGACGCCAGCAAGACCAUGUGUAGCCUUAUUUCACUCUACAAAUCCCUCUCCGACCAAGAAUUCACAAAGCUACGCAACGAAGUGAUCAAAUCCAAAGGAGUGGCAUACUUGAAUUCCCAACACGAAUGCUUCCUCCUCAAUCUCGCCGCCGCAGAGCGCCUUGAGGAAGUCGACGCUGCCGCCGACACGGUCUCGCGACUCGGCCGGAAAUGCUCCGACUUUGGCCUUGCCCGCUUCGACCUCGUCUAUGCAGACCUCAAGCUCGGCCUCAUCGACCUCGGGACGUUGAGUUACGGCUCUCGUAACUCCGACAAGAUAAUUACCAAAAUGGAAAAGCUUGUCUCUUCUACCGAGAGCCUUCGUUCCGCCAUGGAGUCCAUGGGGGAAUUAGAGGCUUCAAAUAAAAAAAGACAACACUCGAAAAUAUUGGUAACUACCAAGAGUAGUAAUUACUCAACUCCAAACUUAGAAUACUUCAACGAGAAGAUGGCUUUUAAGAGAAAGCAAGUACAGCAUUACAAGGAAGUUUCAUUAUGGAACCAAACAUUCGACAAAACCAUUGGGAUCAUGGCUAAGGCUGUUUGCAUUAUCUACGCUAGAAUAUGUUCCGCUUUCGGAGCCUACAUUACUAACUGCAACUGCUAUAACAGCGUUUCCGACGACGACAACAACAACGUUCUUUUGGGCUUUGACUACUGUUGUUGCCUUUUGGAACACCGCGAGUUGUACCGAAAAAACUGCUGCCUUUACGAGGAAUCGCUUCAAAGACGUGUCACAAAAUCAGGUCCUAUUCCGAAAACCAAUAACAAAACCGGUGUGAUCCGAUUCUUGAACAAUCACUUGCCGCUUGAUUUCAACGGGGAAAUAGAUAAUAACAAGAUUGUGAAUAACAAUAACAAUAAGGUCUUGAGGUUGGCGCCAGCGUGGACGGUGGGAGGGGCGGGGCUUGCGGCGCGUUAUGCAGAAGUGAUUUUGUUUGCGGAGCGUUGUCUGCACGCGCCGGCGACGGUAGGGGAGGACGCGCGUGAGGCUUUGUAUGAGAUGUUGCCGGCGAGGCUUAGGGGGAAGGUGAGGGCGAAGUUGAGGGGGCGGUGGCGAGGGGAGGAAGAGGGAGAGGCGCUGGCGGAGGGGUGGCGGCAGGCGGUGGAGGACCUGAUGGAGUGGCUAUCGCCGGUGGCGCACGACACGGCGCGGUGGCAGGCGGAGCGGCAUAUGGAGAAGGCCAGGUUCGAGACGAAGCCAACGGCGCUGCUGCUGCAGACGCUGCAUUAUUCCGACUUGGAGAAGGCGGAGACGGCCAUUGUGGAGGUUUUGGUAGGAUUGAGUUGUGUAUAUCGGUGUGAGAGAAGGUGAAAAUUUAGUGUGUUAAAUCAGCUGAAAAGAGCAAGAUUUUGUAUUGUAGGGGGUAUUAAAAUUGCAAACAAAUAAGAUUGAU
This is a messenger RNA of Abrus precatorius (Indian licorice), 1827 nucleotides long. RefSeq lists its product as uncharacterized. The transcript has a single exon. Bases 321 to 1745 code for a protein of 474 amino acids. Gene Ontology annotation, biological process: positive regulation of growth. The record is from RefSeq and is a predicted model, not a curated record. NCBI's taxonomy places the organism in Eukaryota, Viridiplantae, Streptophyta, Magnoliopsida, Fabales, Fabaceae.